AGCUAGGUGCGAUCCCAUACCAAAUGUCGGGAGUCCGGGGCUUUGUAGAAGAUGCGCAAGAGGCAGUGUCAGACUAUGGCUAUUACUGGUUGCCUCGCCUGCAAAAGAGCAAAUUACUCAUCGAGAUUUCUGCAUCGGAAUGCGCUCCGUUAAGGCUAUUGCAUAUUCAUGCACGCUCAUGGCACUGCGAAAUCUCGGGUUGGUCUUGCCAGCCAUAAAAAUUUCCCCGACCCCGUCAGAAAAGAUAUCUGACGGACCAGUAAAAGAUCCUAAUACCUGCACAUGCACAUGGGAUGCGGGAAACGUCAGAUGUUGUAAAAAUUAUUGGACAAUGACUUCAGCUGACGGGCAGGGACUCGUAAAGCUAUAGAAACCUCGCUCUUUCCUGCCAUCAAUAGUAAUGUCGCUGUC
Messenger RNA from Xylona heveae TC161, 411 nucleotides. RefSeq lists its product as hypothetical. The transcript has a single exon. The record is from RefSeq and is a predicted model, not a curated record. NCBI's taxonomy places the organism in Eukaryota, Fungi, Ascomycota, Xylonomycetes, Xylonales, Xylonaceae. The coding region runs from base 140 to 370 and encodes 76 amino acids.